AUGGCCUCCAACGACCCGCCACAACCUUCCCGCUCGCCCCGCGACGACCUCUCCGAAUCCCAGCUCCUAACCCGGCCCUAUCCACCCUCAACAUCCACCCCCCCUCAGGCCUCCCCACCAUCCUCCCCCUCUCCCUCCUCCGAAGACCCCUUGGCCUCAGAUCACCCCCUCUCCCUCUCCACCUCCACCCUCCUCACCACCCACGUCCCCACCGACGCCCGCACCGCCCUCUCCCACCUGUCCGCCACCCUCGACCCCCCAACCCACAAGAUCACCGUGCGCUUCCAGGCCACAGGCGACGCGCCCCCGCUGAAGCAAAAGGUCGCGAAAGUCAGCGCCAGUCACACGUUUGCGGUCGUCGUGAGGUUUUUGAGGAAGAGGCUGUAUGGUGAUGGGGGCGGCAAUCAGGAGGGAGGGCAGCAGGGCAAGGGCAAGGGGAAAGGGGAGGGGGAGGGGGAUGGGCUGUUUUGCUAUGUCAAUCGCGUGUUUGCGCCUGGGUUGGAUGAGGGGGUGGGGAAUUUGUGGAGGUGCUUCAAGGUCGAUGAUCAGUUGAUCGUCUACUAUUCUAGGACGCCGGCUUUCGGAUAA
This is a messenger RNA of Cyphellophora europaea CBS 101466, 588 nucleotides long. RefSeq lists its product as uncharacterized. Gene Ontology annotation, biological process: C-terminal protein lipidation; nucleophagy; autophagosome assembly. Bases 1 to 588 code for a protein of 195 amino acids. The transcript is spliced from 2 exons. The record is from RefSeq and is a predicted model, not a curated record. Gene Ontology annotation, cellular component: phagophore assembly site membrane; cytoplasm; Atg12-Atg5-Atg16 complex. NCBI's taxonomy places the organism in Eukaryota, Fungi, Ascomycota, Eurotiomycetes, Chaetothyriales, Cyphellophoraceae.